Messenger RNA from Desarmillaria tabescens, 541 nucleotides. RefSeq lists its product as uncharacterized. The transcript has 5 exons. The coding region runs from base 1 to 507 and encodes 168 amino acids. The record is from RefSeq and is a predicted model, not a curated record. Lineage: Eukaryota; Fungi; Basidiomycota; Agaricomycetes; Agaricales; Physalacriaceae.
AUGUCCCACACCUUUGCUAUCCACCGAGUCCUGGCUUACACUUGGCUGACUUUGUUAUGUAGUGGACCGUCGCCUGUCAUACUUCUCGGGCUUACUGGUUACAGAGUUCAUGUAACCGAGGGCUACGAAGAUAACUUUUAUGAACCCAUCAUCGUUGAAUUACUGGUCUCUGCCUGCCUCGCAAUCAUAUGGGCUCCCAUCGCUGGAUGUCUCGUUCUCCGAAAUCACAACGCCUCAAAGUGCAGCCCACAGUUUCUCUCAGAGAUGGUCGGAAACUUCGUCUUAUGGGUCAUGUGGCUAGUAGGUGCCGUCGAUACCACUAACCGUAUCAUUCCGGGCAAGAACUGGUGUGGUCCGGGCAAGCAAUGCAGAAUCUUGACCGCAAUUCUAGCAUUCUCCUGGAUUGGCUGGUCCUUCUUGACCAUCAUCGGUGCCAUGAGCUUGAUGUACUGCGUGUACCAAUCUGCACAACCUGCGCCUAUCAAGGAAAAACCUUCCAACGCAUAAAUAGUUAAUUCGAAAACGACGAUUUGUGACGAAA